Molecule: messenger RNA, 978 nt
Organism: Pseudomassariella vexata
Lineage: Eukaryota; Fungi; Ascomycota; Sordariomycetes; Amphisphaeriales; Pseudomassariaceae
Product: YIF1-domain-containing protein
Exons: 4
Coding region: 1-978 (325 amino acids)
Biological process (GO): endoplasmic reticulum to Golgi vesicle-mediated transport
Cellular component (GO): endoplasmic reticulum membrane; Golgi membrane; COPII-coated ER to Golgi transport vesicle
Source: RefSeq, a predicted model, not a curated record
AUGCAGCGCCAAAACUAUGGGCACUCGCCGCCCCUUCACCACCCGGUGCCGCAACACGUCUCGACAGUCCCCCAGCUGAGAUCGCCGCCGCCGCCGAUAUCGUCGCAACCGCAGACCCAAGGCGCAUACGGCAAUCCGUACCAGCAGGGACAGCCGGGGCAACCGGGGGCUGCAGGAGGCAACAUGUUUGGCCAGUACGGGAACUUCAUGAACGACCCGACGACGCAGUUCGCAGCGACCAUGGGGCAGAAUGCGUUCAAGCAUGGCCAGGAAUACUUUGAGCAGAAUGCCAAGCGAUGGAUCAACAUGCCUGCCCUCAAGCAUUACUUCAACGUCAGCAACUCGUAUGUCGUCAAUAAGCUAUACCUCGUCUUGUUCCCCUGGUUACACAAGCCGUGGUCGCGGAAGCAGACCGUGGGUCCAAAUGGGCAGGAGGGGUGGUUCUUGCCGCCGAGGGACGACAUCAAUAGUCCCGACAUGUACAUUCCACUCAUGGCUCUGGUCACAUAUGUGCUCCUGUCUUCUUUCCUGGCAGGUAUCCGUGGCCAAUUCGACCCCCAGCUGCUUGGCGGCACCGCGGUAACAGCCGCUGUCAUAGUUGGCGUAGAAAUCGCCUUGCUGAAGCUUGGAUGCUAUUUUCUCGGCAUAAACAACGAGUCCCAGCUUCUUGAUCUGGUGGCGUACUCGGGAUACAAGUUCGUCGGUGUCAUCGUGACGGUGGCUAUCGCUGAGCUCUUUACCGGGGGCAAAGGCGCCGGUGGCUGGGUGGGAUGGAUGUUGUUCAUGUACACCUUCUCCGCCAACGCCUACUUUCUGUUACGCUCCCUGCGAUAUGUCCUGCUUGCGGAAAGUACUGGAGAUGUUCGCGGAUCUAUGCAGACCAACACACGAUCCCAACGGACCCAAAGAACAACCUUCCUCUUUGGCUACGCGUACCCCGUGCAGUUGGUUUUCAUGUGGAUCUUGAGUCGGCUGUGA